Messenger RNA from Meloidogyne enterolobii, 438 nucleotides. NCBI's taxonomy places the organism in Eukaryota, Metazoa, Nematoda, Chromadorea, Rhabditida, Meloidogynidae. The record is from the annotation of a GenBank genome assembly.
AUGCUUAAGGACACCAUUCACUAUUUAUUUACUUUUAUUUUUUUAAUAAUUAUUUCCUCAAACUUUAUCAUUGGAUGGAAGUUAAACGAGCCAUUUACAGGCUCAAUCACUUUCUAUGAUGAACUACGUUAUGGCCUUUGUGUAGGAGAUCCGACUGAUGCAGAAAAUGAUUUGUUAGUUGCUAUUAGCAAUAAAGAAUGGACCUUUAGUUUAGUAAAUGAUCCGCUUUGCGAUGUUUGUCUUAAAGUUGAUUACAACGGGAAAUGCAUCACAGUCCCUGUCAGAGAUAUCUGUGACGAAUGUUCAGCAACACACGCGAAAUUGUCAAAACCUGCGUUUGAGAAGCUCGAAAGUUUGUCAGUAGGAAGCGUUCAAAAUGCUACAUUAACGUAUGUUAAAUGUGAUGGUGUGAUAGAUGGUAAAACAAAAUCAUAUUAA